AGGAGAACUCAAUUUAUUCAGUGGCAUUUCUGUGAACAGAGGGGAGGAUAGGGUGUUGGUUUCUCAUUUAUUUUUUGCUGAUGAUGCCCUUAUUUUCUGCAAUCCUGAUCUGUCUUCCUUGUUGUACUUGAGAUGCAUAAUCUUGUGUUUUAAACUGGGAUCGGGUUUGAGAAUAAACAUGAUGAAGUCUGAAAUUGGUUAUGAUUGCGGGAUAGAAGUGAUGAGCACGUGCUGGCUGGGGUGUUGGGGUGUAGGGUGACUGUUUUGCCUAUCAAAUAUCUUGGCAUGCCCCUUGGUGUGAAGUAUAAAGAUGUAAAUACAUACUCUUAUCAACAGCACUUUGGCGAAUUUGCCUGUAUACCACCUAUCCAUGUUAACUAUUUAAGCCAGUAUUGUUACCAAAUUAGAAAAAUACAGUGUCGUGUUUUGUGGGGUGAUGAGGAGGGGAAGAGAAGAUAUCAUUUGAUGAAAUGGGGUGAUGUGAAAAAACUUAUUUGGGAAGGGGGCCUUGAUUUAAGGUCAUUGGGGGAUAUGAAUACUGCCUCUACAUGUAAAAUGGUUGUGGAGAUUCACCAAAGAAGAUAGCAAGCUGUGGAAGAGGGUGGUGGCAGCUAGGUGGGGGGAGUUGCUAGCAAGGGUGUGUCCAAACCUCAUGGUAUGAGUUUGUGGAAAAAUAUUAGUGGGGGAUGCCAUAAAUUUUAUGAUUGCGUUACAUGGAAGAUGGGUAACGGUGCCUGCAUCAAAUUUUGGAAGGAUCUGUGGGUGGGGGACAUAAAAUUGAUGCACCGGUUUCCAACUAUUUGUGCCAUUGCACAUGACAAAGAUAUACAUGUGGACAAAGCUUAUUUGGGUUCUGAUGAGGGUAGGGAUUGGGAAGUGCAGGUUUGCAGAAAUUUGCAGGAUUGGGAAAUGGAUGAGUACUGUAAUUUGUUAAGUUUUCUUUCUGAGAUCAGGCUGGGAAAUCAGAAAGAUCAGAGAAUAUGGAAGCUGAACAAGCAGGGACAGUUUCGGUGAAGUCCUUUUACAAUUUUUUACAUAGCAGGAGGGCUGGGAGACUGUGAACGUGCCGUUUAAGCAGAUCUGGAAAUCAAAUGCUCCACCUAGGGUGACUUUUUUUAUAUGGGAAGCUGCUAAGGAGUGUAUAUUGACUAUUGAUAUGUUGAUGAAAGGGGAACCAUUAUGAUUAAUGGAUGUUUUUUGUGUAAAGCUGGUGAGGAGUCUUGUGAUCACAUCUUACUGUGGUGUCCAGCUGUGUACAGCAUUUGGUCCACGGUCUAUGGGUUGUUGGGGUUGAGCUGGGUCAUGGCAGGAAGUGGGAGCGAGGAGCUGUGGGCUUGAGAGAGUGUGUAAAAAGAACAGAUUCCUACGUCUUAUUCCACAGUCUAUUUUCUUGGUGGUAUGGAAGGAAAGAAAUGCGAUGGCAUUUGAGGGAAUUGAGAAGGAUUUUGUUAGCUAGAGAUACUUGGCUCAAUACUUUUUGACUAUAUGAUUUUGGGGCAUGACAUUAGGGACUUAGAUCAUUUUGGGACUGUAUUUAACCAUCUGAUUGACAUGUAACUAUUUUGUAUGCGGGUGAUACCUCCUUAGUACACUAUUAAUAUACUAGAAACUUUUAUUUAAAAAAAAAUUGCAUCCAUGCAUGGUUUUAUUAUAGGGGUUUGAUUUUUGUUGGCCCCAUCAAACAAGCACAUAAGACCUCCAGUUUUACUAGUUUUAUAACUAUGAAACAGAGUUGAGACUGAGCCUUAACAGUUUUCAUUUUGUUGGGAGUGUGGUUGUCUUCAGUUACUAUUCUAGAGUUAUAUUGCAACCAUCCAAGAAAGUGGAAAAGGAAAAACAAAAUGAUAAUCAUGGCUUAUUCUCUUAGCAAUGGAAGAAUUCAUUUUUUUCAACUUCAGGCUUCAAGGGUUUUGAAAUUGGAGAGAAAUAGUCUGGAGUUCCUUCUGCAACACUUCUGUGGAGUUACUGCUAACAAAGAAUACCAACAUGCUGAUUGGAGAUUACGCCCUCUUCCUGAUGAGAUGGUUAGAUAUGCGAGGGAAGAUACUCACUAUCUGUUGUAUAUUUACGAUAUAAUGAAAAUCCGAUUGCAUGCAUUGUCGAAGGAACCUGAAAAAUAUGGUGAUCCUCUGGUAGAGGUUUACAAGCGCAGUUAUGAUAUAUGCUUUCAGCUGUAUGAGAAAGAGCUUUUGACACAGAAUUCAUUUCUCAACACAUACGGGCUACUGGGUGCUGAUUUAAAUGCUCAGCAGCUUGCCAUUGUUUCUGGGCUCUGUGAGUGGCGAGAUAUUAUUGCACGUAUGGAGGAUGAAAGCACUGGUUAUAUAUUACCCAACAGGACUCUUCUUGAAAUAGCCAAGCAGAUGCCUACUACGGCUGGCAAGUUGCAUCGAUUAAUCAAACCAAAGCACCCCUAUAUUGAGAGGAAUCUUGCUUCAGUAGUUAGCAUCAUUAAGAAUUCCUUGCAAAAUGCUGCUGCAUUUGAAGCAGUUGCUCAACAACUAAAAGAGGAACGUGAAGAAACAGCAUCAGAAGAAAAAAAAGAGGCAGGUGAUGGAUCUGAAGUUGUACCCUCUGAGCCUCGUGCAGACAUGGAAGCUGCAAAUGCUAUAAGAGAGAGCAUCAGCAGUGGUACUGAAGCAAAUGAUGUUAUAAGUGUCCCCAUAUCAGCUUCUCCAACCACUAAAGAGAAGUCUUUACAGCUUGGAGGUGCACCUCAGCUGCCUGCUGCGAAUGGGAAAGUCAAGAUAGAAUCUGACUCUUACACAUCGAAGGUUCCUGGUGGAAGCUUCACCAAUUCAGGGCAGAGGAAUAGUGAGACACCUACCCGUGUAGGCUUAUCACUGUCAUUGAAGGUUUCUGCAGCUAUAGUUCAGGCUUCAAAGCAACCUAGUCGUGGUUUUGGUGCCUUGUUGGGAAAUGCUGCCUCAAAACGGAAAUUUGGUAUUGAUAAGGACAAGGAAGAAAUGAAGUUGGAGCAGAUUAGAUCUUCUGUGAAUCUUCCGUUCCACUCAUUUUCGGGAAAAGAUUCCCAGUUGAAAUCAGUUGCGGACAAUAAGGUCAUGGAAAUUCCACAGAGCAAACAACUAUCUCCGGUAUCAGUGCCUGAUUCCAAGGUAGAAGAUAUAAUAAUGUUAGAGGAUAAUCAAGAUGAUGCACAGGAAUCAAAAAGUGGUGUCUCAGAAGCCACAGAUACUCCUAGGGAGGAGAAAUCUGUGGGGUGUUUGAAAUUGGAAGAUGAAGAUGAGCCUAUGUCACUCUCUGAUUUAUCUUCAAGCUUUAAGAAGUGCUUCCAGUCCCUUAAUCAAAAUAGGAAGGCUGGGACAGUUGAUAAAUGUCAAGAACGUGGAGAUUUGCUGCAGCUAAAACCAUUUGAUUAUGAAGCUGCUAGGAAACAGGUGAAAUUUGGGGAAGAUGCAGAAAAAGGGUCGGGAUCAGGAGAUAGUGAAAAGCAAAAGAAAACCCUUGAUUCUUCUAGUGGUAGAAAAAAGAGUUCAGUUGUAGGUCAAAUCCAAAGAGGUGAUGAAACCUCAGAAUUUUCUCAAGGUAAAAGACGCCAAGCUUUUCCGGCAUCUGGGAAUCGAAGUGCAACGUUUCUUUGAGCAUCAUCGGGGUUACAGAAUUUUCUGUAUGAGUAACUUUGAGAGUUGGAAAAUUUUAAAUCUUGAUAUGAAUGAAUGAAAUAGUAAAAGGGGGUUACAGAAGUUGAUUACAGUA
Molecule: messenger RNA, 3717 nt
Organism: Carica papaya (papaya)
Lineage: Eukaryota; Viridiplantae; Streptophyta; Magnoliopsida; Brassicales; Caricaceae
Source: RefSeq, a predicted model, not a curated record